UCAAGUAGGAACUCAGUAAAUAAGACAAUGAUGAUAAUUGAUACUUUAAUCGCAUAAAUUGAUAUUGUAUUGUAUUGUAUCAGAAAUGGCUGGAGUACCACCUCACGGUGACAUUCACCAUCAACUUUCGGUAUGCAACAAUAACAUAACAAGCAAUCGGGAUUGCAGAAUUUUAUAUACCGUGAUUACUUGAAUUUGGCUCGUAUUUUGCUUUUGUUGCAUCGAAUUGCUCUGUUCUAUGAAAUAGCUAAACCUACUAUAAAUCCAACUAUCGAUACAUUGUUUAUCACCUUAUCAUUUACACCAUUUCUUGAAAAAUGUUCGAGCGAAAAUAGCAUUCUCAGUUUCACUAUAAACCUGAAUGCAUUGUUGCAGGACAAUAUUGUUGUCAAGAUCUUUUGUCCUGAAUACUCAAGCACUGUGUUGUAAAAUUAUUCGUAGGUAAAAAUGAGCUUACAUUACAAUAAGCCUUUCGCUAAUAUCGAUAUCGCUCAGGUUUGAAAAUCGAUGCACGCAUUUACGACUUGUUGAGCUUUAAAGAAGCUCCAAGCUCUGGAAACGAUACCACGGUAUGUUAAUUCUUCAAUGUUGUGUUUCUGUUAACAACUGUGUACCAUGAACGUAAAUAUACCCACGGGACAGCACACGACAUCAAUUUGAUCCUUCUCAUGGUGUAUCACGAUUUAAAAGGAAAAGUUUCGAAAUGAUUUCCGUGCUUCGAAUCUUCAUUGACGUUUGUGCAUUGGAAUAAUCAACUUAGGACUGUCGAGGUGAAACAAUACAAUUCAUCCAAUAACGAACGUCAAAAAUUUCCUAAAAGACGUCACACGUUACACUUGUCAAGUGUAGCGUAUCGUAUAUUUUAUUCGUUUACUCUGCGGGUGAUGUACAAAUAUAUUAAAUACAUAAAAUUUAUAGUAAAUUUCAUACAGAUACGUAGAUGAUUGUCGCGGUACGAGAAUGUGAUCAUUGGCCUUAUCUCUGGUGCAGCGGCGUCAAUUUAUCGACCUGAAACUAGAAUCGCAAAUCCGCGCUGCUUUUGCCCUGCCAUGCCGGGCUGUCAGCCACCCUUGCUGCUUGCAGACUUCAACAUCUCCGAGGCGCAUGCCUGAAUGCAGCCAGCUCGAGUCAGGAUCGGCUCUAGAAAACCCCGAGCCACAAGAUUCGAUCCGAAAACGAAGCUUGCGGACGGGCUGACCAGUCACUCUAUCACCUCAAAAUGAAUCUUGACUGCAGGAUUUUCUCAAACGAAAUCAUUAGCCUAAUUCCGCGAUUGAGCUUUUGCGAAGGAAGGAACCUUCUGUCAGCUGAAACCAGCUUGUGGACAUGGCUCUGAACAGUUUGAUGCAUUCACGUUACAACCUGCAUCGUGUGUCGCUGCCACCGAAAGCAUAACGCAGCGCGACAUCGAUACGACAAUGAACCGGCACAGAACUACGCCUAGACAUGAACGUCGACCGAGAAAAUCCCUCUGAUAAGAGGAUCGAGUAGCAGUCGGAGACAAAGAGACGAAAGACAAAGGGAAGAAGAUAAGGGAAUCCGAGUGCAAGAGAGGAGAAGACGAAGAUAAAGCCGCCGUGGCGUAGAAGAACGAAGAGGGUGAACGACGGGCAAAAUUACCUGCAGAAUAAUGGGUGAAAGCUCUCCUGAUCUAAGCCUCCGCCUUCGCCGGGGUAGCUCGGAUUCCCGCGACUGUUUCUACAUGGAUUUUGCUCAGGGGAUUGACUCGGACAUCGAGGAAGUCGCCCGCCCCGCAGAUUCCUCAGAUCGGCUUCCCGACAGCCAAAUCGAAGAGAAUGGUAACGAUCUGCCACCAAUCGAGGACAUUACAACCAUUCCUGAAGAAGUUUCGGAAGAGAUAUUAGCCGAGCAGAACGACGGGGAUGAUGAAACGCCGCACGAAGGAGAUCCUGAAAAGCCGAGGGACUGGCCCGGACUUCCUGCGGCUUUGCCGUCGCCCGCGUCUCCGUCAGCAGUGAUCGUCUCCCCGGAGACCCUGUCACGUCACAGCAGUAGCUCACCUUCCCGAGUUCAUCGGCCACAACAAUUCGCCCUGGCCAUCCCCUGUCCCAGAGAACCCAUUGCUGCUGUUUGUUACCCGGGCCCGGCUUACCUAGAAGUCAGUGAUGACAAAAAUUGGAAGCACCUCGGCGCCGAUGCUUUGGCGACCACCUUGAGUGCGCUCUACGGGAAGCUACUUGUGGUUAUGGGUAUUGCCUUUCCUAUGGCGGAGGUGAUCUCCACCUACAUUCCGCCAUCUUUUUACGAAGCUUUCUACCUUUACCUAUACUUCGGCAGUAUGGUCUUCUUGCUGUACAUGUACGCCAUGUUGUUGAGGGACAAUAAACCAAAACCAAAAAAACAGCAGAAGGACGCCUGCGAUUUGGAUAGCUCACAAUCUUCAAGUGGCGCUGGAGGAGGCUGUGAUAUACAGGACACGGGAUGUCCUCACGUGGCGGUUGUUAAGCCAAGCCAACACUACGGUAGCUUUUACUUGAGGAUGGGUGCCGUGGCUUUUGGUAUAGGGUCCAUGAUUUAUUCCGGGUUAGAGUUUGGCCAGUACUUUGAACUUGAGAGAGACACUAAGUGCCACAACAUUAUGCUGGCCUUGACUCCUGCCACUAGGAUGGCGUUCAUCUUCAUCCAAAUGUACUUCAUCUUUCUCAACAACGAGCAAAUGAAGGUCUACCGACACCGCAUCGUCGCCCGAUUCGGUCUCAUGCAUAUGAUUGGCACGAAUCUUUCGGUCUGGCUUAACGUACUGGUUCAAGAGACAAAACAUGAGAUCCUUACAUUUUACGACCCGGAAAACAAUUCGCUUCGAAUAUCGCACCGACUUGGUAGCAAAGGCGGUCUUCAUCAUUCCGGCUAUAAUCAUGGACACGGCCACGGUAGACAUCACCAAGACCUUCACGCAAACGAACACACGAGAAUUCCGCGAGGACUGAAAGGUCCUCACCACAUGUUCGAGUGCAGGCGUACCAAUAUUAUGGGAUCCCUGGUGCAGGACGCUAGUCCCUUUUUAUUCCCCUGCACCAUAGAGUACAGCCUUAUUUGCGCGGCUAUUUUAUACGUCAUGUGGAAAAACAUAUCAAAAGCUGGUAUUACGCAGCCCACAACUCCUCCUGGAUCUCGACACCACGCACAGCACGCUUAUAGAAGGUCACCCCAUCACUACAGCGUGGAUUGUGCCGGAGCACACAAGGGUCUCUUCGUUGGUAUCCUGAUACUCGUAUUGACGAUCAUCUCGCUGAUCCUAUUCUUCGUUCUAAUAUCACGGCCCGAACUUGUGAGUCUUGCCGUGACGGAAGUGAACGUCUGCGAGUUGACCCUCUACGGGAUGUCGACGAUGGCCACUUUGGUCGGGAUGUUUCAAAUGCGGAAGCUGCGCUACGACGGAGGGCGAAACCUCGAAUUGGACAACAUCCUGCUGGUUGCGGCUCAAACGGGGAUGUUUAUUUACUCGACGUUCACCAUAAUCGGGGGUCACUUCACCAUCGAAAAGCACACGGUGUUGGUCCUUAUCACAGCGCUGGCGAGCGUCGUCCAGACUACGUGCCAGACCAUCUUCAUCCUUGACGCCUCGAGGCGAUCGGUCGCAACUCCGGGCCAGAUACGGCGGAAACCGGGCCGAGAAAUCGUUACUUUUCUCCUGGUAACAAACCUCGCGAUGUGGGCGAUAAACACCCUGGAAAAAUCCCGUGCCGAGUCCCAUCCUGUUCAGCUCAAUUUCUACGGUUUGUGGGCCUGGACCAUCAUCACUCACGUCUCUAUGCCGCUGGCUAUCUUUUAUCGAUUCCACAGUACCGUCUGCCUCUGCGAGGUGUGGAAAAGGGCUUACAAAGUGAAGCCGACUUACAUGUGACCUAGGGACACUCAGGGUGCUGCAAGCACGUUCGCCAAGCGCCCUAAAAAUCUCCCCAUCAAUCUCGACGCCAUUGCUGAAAACGAUGCGGCGUAUUUUAUCUAAGAGCCGAAUGCCGGAGUUCCCUGUAGUUGAGAAGGAACCCUUUAACGAGUCUAGACUUCUCUCGAAAAAUUGCACUACUUGUUUCUUUGGUUUUUACUGUUGUGUGUUAUAUCGUUCGUUUCGACGUACCCACGUGACUCACCAGUUGACAACCGAAAUGCGGCACCAAUCUACACCGUUAAAUGAUUCCUGUUUUUCACCGCGUUCGUAAGCGAAAGCACCACACGCGAGUCCUGAAUAAUGUUACGACAAAACUUUUUAAUCCAAAGACACAGAAUGUACCCGUUCGAAUAUACCAUCCAAAAAUUCUCUCGUGAACUUCCGUCUUCCAUUGUGGUACAAACUAAAAAACCUUCACAAUCUUUAAAAUAAUAAUUGAAAAAUAUUGCACAAAUGUGCCAGCCUAUUGAAAGCCAGAAAUUAUAAUCGUUCAAUACAAAUAUCGUGCUAUAUAUACAUAGGCAUAACUGAUCCAAUUUUCCCGUUCGCGUUAUGUUUAUCAUUAUCAUGUGAAAACGGCACUUGGUGUCAUUGGACAAUAAAAGGUAUUCAUCUUAAAAUCACCAACAAUUAUUCGAAUUCAGUUUCAAUCAUACUCAUGCAACUCUUGAGUAUACCUUGUCCCGGAGACGUGUACAAUGUUCUGGUAGUCUGCAGAGGUAGAUAGACUAGUUUUCGAAGCACGGGCCGAACGGAACGUAAAAUUUGUUCACGUCAACUUUUUGAAUCCACAUGUAAAAAUUGAAAUAGGCGAAGGGAAUAAAAAUUACAAGUAAAGUAACCAUAGUACAAUAGUCCGUCAUCAUUCAUAUCAUAUACAAUACACGAUGUAGUACCUACCUUGUAAUCAAAAUUCGUAUCACUGUCCGCGAAGGGGAUCAACUUGAGAUAUAAAUAAAAUGAAAUGAAUUUAAAUUUUAUGAAUGAAUAAUACUCAAAUUUUAUGCUCAAAUAAAACAUAUGUUAGAGACACAACGCUAUUAUAUAUAUAGAGAGAGAGAUUUGCCGUUAGCUACACAUGUAGGUGUCUCCUUACGCGUUCUUGCGUAAAAAAUAAUAGUAUUAUAUACCGAUAAACAAUAGUUUAAGAAUUUAAGUAAGGACAAUAGAAAUAAUAUAUCUAUACUAGCUUAGCGACGGUUGCAAUGAAUUAUGUGUAAUAGGAGUUAUCCGUUUGAUUUCAGUCACACUUUAAAGAGUCACGGUACCGCCAAACCAUCCUAAUCUAGAAACACUUGUUUCAAUUUAGCUAUUUAUUUAAACAAAAAUUCAUAGUUCCAAGUACCUACAUUUAGGAUACGAAUUUGAAGAAUAAAAUGGAAUUAAACUACUCGGAAUUGAUGGUAAUUUCAUUGGGAAAAAGUAUAGGUGUCAUAUUAAAAAAAGAAACGACUAUUUAUCAUCAUUAUUGUUAUUAAAAAUAUUAUCAUCAUCAUUUUUCCUACUGAUAUAAUAAUUGUUUGGUCCGGAUAUUUUCGUUUUUCAAAUAAGUCUUUGUUCGUGACAUAUUUUAAGUCGGGAAUUUUCGAGAAACCGUAACUUAAAAAAUUUGGAAAGUACAGAAAUCCGGAUAGAGGCUUCUGUUUAUUGAAACCGCAGAAGCAUAUCGUUUAAUGAUUUUUCAACCAAUUGACUCCAAAACGCGGCUGAUUUCGAAUGGAUUACCCUAAUAACGAACGUACGAUAAAGUUGAUACCGGUCAAUAGAUCCGUGGCAACGUUCAUACAUAUAUAAAAUGUAAAAUAUCUCAUUGAUAAUAAGCUUAAGAUUUUUGUAAAUACGGCGAGAACGGAAGAAAGGAAUAAGAAACUCUAAAUGUUUAGAAUAGUCGUGUCGACCAUGUUUCUAUAUCUACGAUAUGUUACGAUACGUUAAUAUUGUGUUGUUCUAUUAUAAUAUUUAUUGUAUUAUUAUUACACGAUCCAUACCAUAUAGCUGUAUUCUACCUCUGCGCAAUCAUAUCGCACUGUAUUUGGAAAGCCUCGCAUACCGUGUCAAUGAUUGGAAUCAAAUUGACCAUGUACACUGUUGGUAGACGUUUCUUUUUUGACUUGUCUUUAUUCUAUACUUAGAGCGUCUGUCGCAGCCUUCGGAUAGGCUUUAAAGUAUUUGAAAACACAGUUUGCUGUACUGUGUAAAAGUUAAUCCAGACAGAGCUAUAAUAUAUAGAGCAAGAAUCGUAGAUAGACGUACAAGGUGUUCGACGUAGGUGGUCCUAGGUCAUACCAUUCUUUUUUUUUUUUUUUUUUAAUCAGAAAGGCAAUUUCGCAGUUCCUCAUGAUCAGAUGAACCAUCGUUAACUGUACAUGGCAACUGAUUUCUAAAGUCACUAUCCGUAGAAUUAUUUCGAUGGUAAACUCACUUGUGGUCUCCCUAACA
Messenger RNA from Neodiprion fabricii, 6349 nucleotides. Its product is annotated as proton channel OtopLc-like. Lineage: Eukaryota; Metazoa; Arthropoda; Insecta; Hymenoptera; Diprionidae. Gene Ontology annotation, molecular function: proton channel activity. Bases 1631 to 3865 code for a protein of 744 amino acids. Gene Ontology annotation, cellular component: membrane. The record is from RefSeq and is a predicted model, not a curated record. Gene Ontology annotation, biological process: proton transmembrane transport. The transcript has 11 exons.